Helobdella robusta is the source of this 552-nucleotide messenger RNA. RefSeq lists its product as hypothetical. The transcript has 3 exons. Gene Ontology annotation, molecular function: cysteine-type endopeptidase inhibitor activity. The coding region runs from base 1 to 552 and encodes 183 amino acids. The record is from RefSeq and is a predicted model, not a curated record. Lineage: Eukaryota; Metazoa; Annelida; Clitellata; Rhynchobdellida; Glossiphoniidae.
AUGAAGAAAGCUUUGUUGCUCGCGUUGGUUUUCACGUGCGUAGUCGCAUUAGCGAAAGAAGAUAGCGACCAGCCAAUAGCAGUUGAGGGUGCACCCGAAGAGCCAAUCACUGAAGAGCCAAACCCUGAAGAGCCAAUCCCAGACGAGGGUGAAGAUGAAGAUGGUGGGGAUAUCGAUUUGCCAGUUGCAGAGGUUGGAGAGAUUCACGUGACUGGUGGGUGGAGUUCCGUGAGUGAAAAAUAUUUACAGGACAUGCGCAAAUAUGCCGAAAGGUCUUUAGAGCUUUUCGACGAUUCAGAAACUGGUGGCCUAGCGCAAAGAAUUCAGAAGAUCAAAUCUGCUUCUACUCAGGUGGUGAAUGGUUUCAAUUAUAAACUAGUCAUGGACGUCGGUCUGCUGAACUGUAAAGAAGAAGAAGCCUCCAGAGAUGAUAAUGCAUGCAAAAGUGCAGAGUGCACCUUCAUCCUCUACCAACCGUGGCCGAACAUAGAGCCGAGCAGAUUAUCAUUUGCAUCUUGCGAAAGUUUUCAAGAUGUUUUACAAAUGGGAUGA